UUCAUAUCAUUCAUCUUCAUCAACUCAUCAUCAUCUUCUUCACCAUCCGAUGUUAAUUGGGCCUGCAAAAAUUACUUGUGCAACUCUAGCAGUCUUUCCUUCAAGAACCUAAAAAAGCUAAAAACUUUGGAUAUUUUAGUUUGCACCCAACAAAAGAAAGCAUCUUAUGAUAUCAAUCCAAUCAUCUUUUCAUAAGAUCUUUAUGUCUUGAUUAGAAGAAAUCAAGAAUCUAUUGUGGUGCAAGCAAAUGUCUAAUACCUUAAGAAGAGAUGAUACACAAGAGCUGCAGAAGCAAUUAGGAUGCAUGAAUGGGAUUUUUCAGAUCUUUGACCGGAGAUAUCUUCUUGGUCAACGCCGCCAUAGCCACAACCAGAAGAAGCUACCUCAAGGUAUGAAUAUAUAAGAAUAUUUGUGUUCAAUUUAUUUUUAGGCUUAUUGAAAUUGUUUUUCUGUAACGAGCCGUCCUCAUGGACCUCGAACCAGGGACCAUGGACAGCGUCCGAUCCGGUUCGUACGGUCAGAUCUUCAGGCCGGAUAACUUUGUGUUCGGGCAGUCUGGUGCCGGAAAUAAUUGGGCGAAAGGUCAUUAUACGAAAGGAGCGGAGCUUAUUGAUUCUGUUCUUGAUGUUGUUCGGAAGGAAUCUGAGAAUUGUGAAGAAGAUGAGAUGUACAACAAACCAUUGCAGGCCCAAUUGACAUCGGAUGGUGAAGAAGAUGAUGAUGAGUUGAUGAAGAUGAAUGAUAUGAAGAUGAAUUGGGGUAGGAGAUGAACAGGGGGUGUUAUUAGGGUUUUAAAAGGGGGAAACACAAGUGGGGGAGGGGAAAUGACUGUUUUACCCUUGUGUGCAAUGCACAUGGUAUAACUUAACAGAAAAUUCUAACUGGGUUUGCCUUAAAGGACAUAACGUGCAGGAUUUUGAAACGUUAAGGACAAAACUCAUCAAUUUUAAAGGUAAAGGACAACGCCUGAAAUUUGUGACAAACAUAAAGGACAAAACUUGUAAUUUACUC
Helianthus annuus (common sunflower) is the source of this 1011-nucleotide messenger RNA. Its product is annotated as tubulin beta-4B chain-like. Bases 468 to 770 code for a protein of 100 amino acids. Gene Ontology annotation, cellular component: cytoplasm; microtubule. Gene Ontology annotation, molecular function: GTP binding; GTPase activity; structural constituent of cytoskeleton. The record is from RefSeq and is a predicted model, not a curated record. The transcript has a single exon. Lineage: Eukaryota; Viridiplantae; Streptophyta; Magnoliopsida; Asterales; Asteraceae. Gene Ontology annotation, biological process: microtubule cytoskeleton organization; mitotic cell cycle.